UCACCGAUUUUAUACACCGGUUAGAUACAAAUAUAUAAUAAACACAAAUACAUAUAAUUAGCCAUGUUUACGUUGUCCGACGGAGUACUUAUUAACCAAUGUAGUUUACCUUUAUUUAGUUGAGACUGUCAUUGUGACAUAUAUUUAUGUUCAUAAACGCAAGGACGCUUCUUCCGUAUCUGGGAACGACGAGGCGGAACUUUACAUCUGUACUUCUUUUUACGUUAGCGUAAAUUCGCUUCAAUGGCGGAGGUGGCUGCAGCUGGGGGAGCUGGUCCCGAUGUCAACACAACUGGAAACCCGACAGAAAUGGCCAUGGCGUACUUACAAGACGAGAAGACUGAUGGAGACAUCCCAGACAUCAACCUGGGAGAAUUAGACCUCACCACUGAUGAGUUCAUCCUGGAUGAAGUGGACAUUCAUAUCCAGGCCAAUCUGGAGGAUGACCUUGUGAAGGAGGCGCUCAAAACGGGUGUUGACCUCCGUCAGUACUCCAAGCAGGUGGAGUCAGAGCUGCAGAGGAUUGAACAAGCCUCCAUUAAAGACUACAUCAAGGAGAGUCAGAACAUCGCUCUGCUGCACAACCAGAUCACUGCCUGUGACUCCAUACUGGAGCGUAUGGAGGGCAUGCUGAGCGGCUUCCAGUGCGACCUGUCCUCCAUCAGCAGUGAGAUCCAGACUCUGCAGCAGCAGUCGGUCAGCAUGAACGUGCGGCUGAAGAACCGGCAGGCGGUGCGCAGCCACCUCAGCCAGCUGGUGGACGAGCUGGUGGUGCCCGGAGCCAUGAUCUCCACCAUCCUGGACAGCCCUGUGACGGAGCAGGGCUUUCUGGAGCAGCUACACGAGCUCAACAACAAGAUCAACUUUGCCAAAGAGCUGAGCUUCAGAGAGACGCUGGCCUGCUCCGACAUCCAGGACAUCGUGGACCGCCUCAAACUCAAGGCGGUGUCAAAGAUCCGAGAGUUCAUCCUCCAGAAGAUUUACUCCUUCAGGAAGCCAAUGACAAACUACCAGAUCCCCCAGAACACUCUGCUCAAGUACAGAUUUUUCUAUCAGUUCCUCUUGGCCAAUGAGAGAACCGUUGCUAAGGAGAUCAGAGAUGAGUAUGUGGACACGAUGAGUAAGAUUUACUACAGCUACUUCAAGUCGUACAGCGGCCGGCUGCUCAAAGUGCAGUAUGAGGAGGUUGCAGACAAAGAUGACCUGAUGGGAGUAGAAGACACUGCCAAGAAAGGUUUCUUCUCCAAGCCGUCUCUGAAGAGCAGGAACACCAUCUUCACUGUGGGCCAGCGGGGGGCCAUCCUGAGUCCUGUCGAGCUGGAGGGGCCCAUCCUGGUUCCACACACAGCUCAGAGAGGAGACAGCAGGUAUCCCUAUGAGACGCUGUUCCGCAGCCAGCACUACGCUCUGCUGGACAACGGCUGCAGGGAGUUCCUCUUCCUCUCCGACUUCUUCAUGGUGACAGGAAACUCUGCCCUCGACCUCUUCAACAGCAUCAUGGGAAAAACUCUCAGCAUGUUCCUGAAGAGCAUGUCCACUUAUGUGUCCGACUGCUACGACAGCAUCGCUGUCUUCCUCUGCAUCCACAUCAUCCUCCGCUUCAGAGCCAUCACCGUCAAGAGGACCAUCCCCGCUCUCGACAAGUACUGGGAGGCGGUGUUGGAGCUGCUGUGGCCGAGGUUUGAACUGAUCCUGGAGAUGAACAUCCACAGCAUCAGAAACACAGACCCUCAGAAACUGGGAGUACUGGAUACCAGACCGCACUAUAUCACUCGUCGUUACGCAGAGUUCUCGUCGGCCAUCGUCAGCAUCAACCAGACGUUUACCAACGAGAAAACACACACUCUGCUCGGACAGCUGCAGGUGGAGGUGGAAAACUUUGUUCUGAAGAUGGCGGCAGAGUUUCCCUCCAGAAGAGACCAGCUCAUCUUCCUCAUCAACAACUACGACAUGAUGCUCAGCGUCCUCAUGGAGAGGGCAGCAGACGACAGUAAGGAGGUGGAAGGUUUCCAGCAGCUGCUCCUGGCCAGGACCCAGGAGUUUAUCGAGGAGAUUCUGUCCCCCCCCUUCGGAGGGAUGAUCGCCUUUGUGAAGGAGGCCGAGGCUCUGAUGGAGAAAGGGCAGCUGGACCGACUGAAGAACGAUGAAGCUCGUAUCACUCAGCUGAUUCGGGGCUUUUCCAGCUCGUGGAAACAGUCUGUGGAGGCGAUGAGUCAGGAUGUGAUGAGGUCCUUCACCAACUUCAAGAAUGGAACCAGCAUCAUACAGGGCGCUCUGACCCAGCUGAUCCAGUACUACCACGGCUUCCACAAGGUCCUGAACCAGCCCAGCUUCAGGAGCCUGGCCGUCCGCUCGGAGCUCAUCAACCUGCACCACCUCAUGGUGGAGGUGAAGAAGCACAAACCCAACUUCUAACAGGAAGCUGCGUCAGCGGGGACACACACCUGGAGUCUCCUCUAGUCUCCGCCUCUGACGUUUAUUCUGUAAAGCAUUAACAAAACACACUUUGCUGCAUAUUCCCUCCAGCUGCAGAUCAUAUCAGUCGGUAUCCAUAUGGACCAAGUUAUUGAAUGUUUCUAUUUAUUUCAUCUCUUUAGAGAUGUGGGGGAUAAUCGAUUACCCUAAUAAUAACAAUCAAGCUGUGCAUUUAGACUUACGAUGUAUGCAAACAAUAUUACUUAUGAUAGAUGAACAUAUGUUAACGUCCACUCAGUUCUGCUGCUUAUAGUUUUCUGCUGAAAUUCAAAACAUGUUAAAAUAAAUGAAAGGAAAUGCUCUUUUAUUUAACAAAUUAAACAUUGAUGUGAACACAAACGCACCGAUGCAAAAAGGUAUGACAGUUGCAGUUUUCUACUGGCGCUCUCUUUGAAAUAAUUCCGAUCCCUGACAAGAGUCGCAGUAUGGCGUUGCAGUUAAGUGACGUCUAGUGGGUACCUCUUUCUUAACAGUUGUAUGGACGGUAAUAGAGCUCUCAAAGAAAAUACAUGAAUGGUCUGAGAGCGCAACAUCAGUCACCACAAGCUUAGAGAUGUUCAGACCCUUGGAUACAUGUAAGUCCAGAGUGUGCCCCUUAUUGUGCGUCGGACCCUUCACAUGCUGAGUCAGUCCAUAAUUAUCGAUAACAAAAAACAGUUCUUUAGCCCCUCUGUCCUGGGGGUUGUCAACAUGGAUAUUAAAAUCGCCAACAAUGAUUAAAUGGUCAAAGUCAAUACAAACUAUAGACAGCAACUCGGUAAAAUCAUCAAAAAAGCUUGCACAGUAUUUAGGUGGUCUGUAGAUGUUUAGGAAAAGAGCUCGAGAGGAGAAUUUCAACAGAAGGGCAACAUAUUCAAAAGAAGCAAAGUUUCCAAACAUAGUCUGCUUGCAUUGAAAUAAGUCAUUAAACAAAAUAGCUACUCCACCCCCUUUCUUAUGUAGUCUUGCCUGACUCAUAAAACUAAAGUUGGAAGGAGUUGAUUCUAUAAGAACAGCUGUGCUGUUGUUUUGGUCUAACCAAGUUUCAGUUAAAAACAUAAAAUCCAGGUUGUGCUUGGUGAUAAAAUCAUUGAUUAAAAAUGAUUUACCUGCUAAAGACCUGACAUUUAAUAGAGCCAGUUUAAGUGUGUUCGAUAUACUAUCACUCUGAUUGCUUGUGAUAGACCGUGGAGUGCAUGGAAUCACUGUUAAAUUCCAUACAUUUAAACAGAUGCUUUUGGAUUUUCUGUUUUUAACCUGAGUCACCAACCUUCUGUGUAUGUUGGUUAUAACAGAAAUGGGUCGCUGCACUGGCAUAGAAGCAUCUGGUCGUUGGGUGGCGCCAGAGAACAGAAGGAAAUAAUGGCUGGCCUGGGGACUAUUUUCAGCGGUGGAUUAAUCCACACAAAGCGUUUCAAAGACAAAACAAUAUCAGAAUUGGAUUCAGAAUAUCUUAGAAACAAUAAACAGAAGAAAGCAUGAAAGCAGCAGAGAGAAGAAUACAAAAUAGAAGGGACUAAAUUAUUAAUGUAAUUAAUCAUACAGAACACCACCACACUGACCCCUUUACAGACUCAUUCCCUCACUUAAUUGGAGUGAGUAUGGAAGAUCUGGUGUGCCUUUUCUUAUUUAUUUAGCUGUGCAAAAUUAAUAUUUUUGCACUUAUUUGCGUAAAAAGUCAUUCCAGUGGAAACAAAUGUAGGCUAUGUGGCGUUUAACAAUAAAUAAUGGAAAUAUGA
Gymnodraco acuticeps is the source of this 4193-nucleotide messenger RNA. It is a transcript of the gene vps52, whose product is annotated as VPS52 subunit of GARP complex. Lineage: Eukaryota; Metazoa; Chordata; Actinopteri; Perciformes; Bathydraconidae. Gene Ontology annotation, cellular component: GARP complex. Gene Ontology annotation, molecular function: syntaxin binding. The record is from RefSeq and is a predicted model, not a curated record. Gene Ontology annotation, biological process: lysosomal transport; endocytic recycling; Golgi to vacuole transport. The transcript is spliced from 20 exons. Bases 244 to 2415 code for a protein of 723 amino acids.